This is a messenger RNA of Clupea harengus (Atlantic herring), 2626 nucleotides long. RefSeq names its product RNA binding motif protein 38 (gene rbm38). Lineage: Eukaryota; Metazoa; Chordata; Actinopteri; Clupeiformes; Clupeidae. Gene Ontology annotation, cellular component: cytosol; nucleus. Gene Ontology annotation, biological process: regulation of RNA splicing. Gene Ontology annotation, molecular function: mRNA 3'-UTR binding. The record is from RefSeq and is a predicted model, not a curated record.
CAAACGUGAGACGCUCCAACUACAUAUUGGACGUGAAAGCGAAGAGGCGUUCUCAUCGCACUUCGCCUAUAAGAAUCUUUCUGGUGCUUCACAUGGUGACUCUUCAAAGCCACCUGUCAGUUAGGACAGGCGUUCUCCUAAACCGGAGCGUUACGCAUAUCAUUCGGGACAUGGAAUAGAGGAAAUAAUACUGGGACUGGGACUGGGACGGCAAGUACUGCCAGGUUUUGUAAAGGAAAAAACAGCCUACCUCUCUUUUUUUUAAUCGAAAAGUAGGAUUAUUGUCUCUGAAGUUAUUUAUGUAAAUUAGGCUACUUGUUUGGCUGUAGCCUAGAUUUUGUACCUUCUGCGCGCUAGCAAAUCAAAUGCUUUUGCACCAGUUUGUUAAGGGGACAUUGGAGACAAUGCAUCCUACAAUUAAAAAAGACACUACUUUCACAAAGAUAUUUGUGGGUGGUUUACCUUAUCAUACCACGGAUGCAUCUCUUCGAAAAUAUUUCGAAACUUUCGGGGAUAUCGACGAAGCAGUUGUAAUAACUGACAGACAGACCGGGAAAUCGCGAGGAUACGGAUUUGUUACUAUGAUGGACAGGGGGGCAGCUGAACGAGCCUGUAAAGACCCAAACCCCAUCAUCGAUGGCCGCAAAGCCAACGUCAACCUGGCCUACCUGGGAGCAAAGCCUCGCAGCCCACAAACAGGCCUCUCUAUUGGUGUGCAGCAGAUCCACCCCACGCUGUUACAGAGGCAGUAUGGGUUGGCUCAGCAGUAUAUGUACUCCCCCCAGGCCUAUGUUCAGCCUAGUCUGAUGUUACCAAGCCAGGUCUCGUCCACCAUGGGCUCCCCCUAUCUGGACUACAGCGCGGCCUACGCGCAGUAUGCAUCUGCUGCCUUCGAGCAGUACCCCUACGCUGCCUCACCAGGCUUCCUGAGUUACGCCUACCCCACCACGACCCACAUGGGACCCUCUGCUGCUGCCACCCCUACGCCUGUCCCACCCUCUCUCUCAGCAGGAACCACCUCAGCAGCAACCGCCUUCCUCCAGUACCCCGCCCAGCCACUGCAUCUGGACCGCCUGCAGUGAAGAGGAGCGGGUGGAGUAGAUUAUUGCACUAUUACAUCAUCAAGAUGGGACGAAGGGCCGUGAUGUAAUCAGCGUGGGACUCAUUGCCAUCAAGUGGAGACCCCAGUCACUCCCAAAGGGCUUCCUGUUGUACUUUUACAAACAAGCAAGGAAAAACAAAAACACGUUAGUUUAAAUGAACAUUAGUCCUACAAUUUUUUACCAUUUAUUAAUAUUAUAAUUAAUGUUAUUUUUCAACAUGUAUCUUUGUUAUUGUCUGUGCUGUUGGUAUGAUUGUUAUAUGAACUCAGUGGACUCAGGGCUCUGGCUGUGUAUGGGACUGUGGCUGAGGGAGGGCGGGGUUGUAAGGGGCCCCAGGUACACUCCCAGAGAGGCCAGGGGGAGGCCUAGAGCAGGGGAGAGUCAGGCCUGGGCCAAGCUCCACUGCUCAGGACAAAUGGAGGUGGUGGAUGAUUAACAAGCAAAGGCUUUCUCUAAAACUAGAUGCUGAAACCCUAACUCUUUUUAUGGGCACCGUAUCACAGGCAGGCAAACACACACACACACACACACACACACACACACACGCAUUAUAUACACCAAUAUCUAGAGGUACUGAAUACUAUUAGUAAACAUAUGUAUCUUAAUCACACCAAACCACUUCAAAAAUGUCCAUGAUGAGGCCUUUUGUAGAUUUUCCUUCAUUCAUCCUACAGUUCUUCAUCAUCUUUCUCCAAUUUGGACCCUUUUAUGCCUUAGCAUUUUAAAGGGUUUAGAAUAUUAUGGUAACCUGAAUUUAGCCAUUUAUCUCUUUCUUCAAUCCUGUUCUCAUUCACGUCUGUAAAAUCUCUUUCUCUCUUUAUCUUUAUCUCUUUCUCUUUCUCUCCAUAGUACACAAUGAUAACUCAACUGAAUAUUCUGUUUGGUACAGUGGUGGGCGGAUUGAUGUGUAUAAGGUAGACAACACUGUAAGUCCUGUAUUUUAUGUAAUUACUAAUGUAAAGCCAGGAUAAUCAGUAAGGACAUAUUUAUGUUGACUCAACAGCUAUGGGAGAGGUGAUGAUGAUAAUACAGUAUUUAUGUUGAAGGUAUUUAUAUCGCAGUAACAAAUAUCCAUGUUUCACCUGUGCUUCCAUGUCUCUCUAAGACAACCGAUCAGACCUCUGUCUCUAGAGAGGCUUUCUCUCAGGCUGCCACCCUCAGCUGAUGAGGGCCUGGCGUAGUCGCUCCUGCCCGAGGAAGCCUGUCAUGUAGGGUCUUAGACUGAGUUAUUUCAGGAGGAAUGGAGUCUGUACCAAUAAAAGAUUUUGUUUUUUUUAGAGCAGGGGGUGAGCGAUCAUUAUUUAAUACCAACUGUACAAAAGCCUGACCCAUGUCCAUAUAGGGACAUACCAGACUUGAAUGGAGUCUGCAAAAAGUGGAUGUAGAUUUUGGUUGGGGUUGUAAUUUGGGGUACUUUUGGGUUAGCUGGCAUUGUCACACGGCUGGCGUUUCUCAGUGGCACAAUAUUUAUGUAUGGCAGAAGCCAGACAACAAUGUUCACAAUAAAGGACUUUGUAAAUACA